UUCAGCAUCCUUCCUGUAGGCAGCAGGCAGGCAGUCAACAGAACAGAGACAUUUUGUCUCCCAGCACUCAACGCAAAACCCUUUUUGUUUUAUCAAACCCUCCCUGGACCCCAGGCUAUAGCAGGGUUUCUAGGCUAUACUGUAAUAUUCCCUCUAGCGGUCGUGAUGUUCUUUCUACCUUGAGUCUUCUUCCUGCUUGGAGGGAGGAAGGGAGAAAAGAAGGGACGUGGGCUGGCAGCUGGUCUGUGACAGUCAGACAGAUUGAGAAAGAGAGAGAGAAAGAGAGACAGAGCUGGAAGUCAGACAAUUAACAGAAGAGGAGAGCAGAGCAAACAAGCUUCUUAAACCGGACGGAGGCAUUGAAGAGGUGUUGCUAUACCCGUCUCCCGGACUCUGUGUUUGGGCUCGUUUCGAGAGGCUUUCCGAGCAGGCAGGUCCCAGGCAGGAGGCACCAUGUCCGGGGCCUCUGUGAAGGUGGCGGUGCGGGUCCGCCCCUUCAACUCCAGAGAGAUGGGGAAGGACAGCAAAUGCAUCAUCCAGAUGUCAGGAAACACAACCACCAUCCUGAACCCCAAGCAGCCCAAAGAGAAUAAGAGCUUCAACUUUGAUUACUCCUACUGGUCACAUACCUCGCCCGAGGACAUCAACUUUGCUGGCCAGCAGCAGGUGUACAAGGACAUUGGUGAGGAGAUGCUGCUCCAUGCCUUCGAGGGAUACAACGUCUGUAUCUUUGCCUAUGGCCAGACCGGAUCUGGGAAGUCCUACACCAUGAUGGGCAAGCCGGACUUGAAGAACCAGGAAGGAAUCAUCCCUCUGAUGUGUGAAGACCUUUUCACCAAGUUCAACGACUGUAAUAAUGACAGCACCAAGUCCUACUCUGUGGAGGUGAGCUAUAUGGAAAUCUACUGUGAGCGUGUGCGUGACCUCCUGAACCCUAAGAAUAAGGGGAACCUGCGUGUGAGGGAACACCCCCUGAUGGGGCCCUACGUAGAGGACCUGUCCAAGCUGGCCGUCACCUCCUACAACGACAUCCAGGACCUCAUGGACUCUGGAAACAAGGCCAGGACGGUGGCCGCCACCAACAUGAACGAGACCAGUAGUCGCUCCCACGCCGUGUUCAACAUUAUCUUCACCCAGAAACGCCUCGACGCUGAGACUGAUAACACCUCAGAGAAGGUCAGCAAAAUCAGCCUGGUGGAUUUGGCCGGCAGCGAGAGGGCCGACUCCACAGGCGCCAAGGGGACCAGGCUCAAGGAAGGAGCGAACAUCAACAAAUCACUGACCACACUGGGGAAAGUAAUCUCUGCUUUGGCCGAAGUGGAUUCUGCACAAAAUAAGAACAAGAAGAAAAAGAAAGUGGAGAGUCACAUCCCUUACAGAGACUCUGUGUUGACCUGGCUAUUGAGAGAGAACUUAGGGGGAAACUCUCGUACUGCCAUGGUUGCUGCUCUCAGUCCAGCUGACAUCAACUAUGACGAGACUCUCAGCACACUCAGGUACGCAGACCGAGCCAAACAGAUUCGCUGUAAUGCUGUGAUCAACGAGGACCCGAACAAUCGAUUGGUUCGUGAGCUGAAGGAGGAGGUGGGCCGUCUGAGAGACUUGCUCCUAUCCCAGGGCUUGGGAGACAUCCUUGAGAUGACCAAUGCCAUGACGGGGAUGAGCCCCUCCCCCUCUCUGUCCGCCCUUUCCAGUCGAGCCGGAUCCAUCGCCAGCCUCCACGACCGCAUCAUGUUCAGCCCCGGAAGCGAGGAGGCCAUCGAGAGAAUCAAGGAAACAGAGAAGAUCAUUGCUGAGCUCAACGAGACCUGGGAGGAGAAACUGCGCAGAACAGAAGCCAUCAGAAUGGAAAGAGAGGCCCUGCUGGCUGAGAUGGGUGUGGCCAUGAGGGAAGACGGAGGAACCGUGGGCGUGUUCUCCCCCAAGAAGACUCCUCACCUGGUGAACCUCAACGAGGACCCCCUGAUGUCAGAGUGCCUGCUGUACUACAUCAAAGAUGGCAACACCAAGGUCGGUCGUGUGGACGCCAGCAGCAGGCAGGACAUUGUCCUCAGUGGUCACUUCAUCAAGGACGAACACUGUACAUUUACCUCUACAACGGGACCCAUUGGAGAAGCAGUCACCCUGGAGCCCUGUGAGGGAGCUGAGACCUACGUCAAUGGGAAGAGGGUCACCGAGGCUACAGUCCUCAAAUCAGGGAACCGUAUUAUUCUGGGUAAGAGCCACGUGUUCCGGUUCAACCACCCAGAGCAGGCACGCCAGGAGCGGGAGAAGACGCCCUGCGCUGAGACCCCUGUGGAGCCUAUGGACUGGGCCUUCGCACAGAGAGAAUUGCUGGACAAACAGGGCAUCGACAUGAAGCAGGAGAUGGACCAGAGGCUGCAGGAGCUGGAAGACCAGUACCGUAAAGAGAGAGAAGAGACACACAACCUGCUGGAACAGCAGAGGAUGGAUUAUGAGAGCAAGCUGGAAGCCCUUCAGAAACAGGUGGACCGAUAUUACCCUGAGGUAGUAGGAGAGGAAGAGGAGGAGCCUGAGGAGGAAGUGCAGUGGACGGAGAGGGAGGCGGAGCUAGCCCUGUGGGGUUUCAGGAAGUGGCGCUGUUACCAGUUCACCUCCCUCAGAGACCAGCUGUGGGGAAACGCCAUCUUCCUCAAGGAGGCUAACGCCAUCAGCGUGGAACUCAAGAAGAAGGUCCAGUUCCAGUUUGUGCUGCUGACCGACACCCUGUACUCCCCCCUGCCCACUGACCUGCUGCCCCCUGAGGCAACCAAGGACAGAGCGACCCGCCCGUUCCCCAGGACCAUCGUAGCUGUGGAGGUUCAGGACCAUAAGAAUGGGGCCACCCACUGCUGGGCCCUGGAGAAGCUCAGGCAGCGUCUGGACCUGAUGAGAGAGAUGUAUGACAGAGCAGCAGAGGUUCCCAACAGCACCAUAGAAGACUGUGAGAACGUUAUGACUGGAGGAGACCCCUUCUACGACCGCUUCCCCUGGUUCCGUCUGGUCGGCAGCAACCCCCUUUUCAACGUGUGCAUGAGCGAGAGCAUGAGUGAUCCCACUCCCUCCCCCACUCCUUCUCCCACCCUCUCCACCUCCGAGCUAACUGAGCUGGCCGACACUCGGCCGGAGGGGCGAGGAGGGGAGGAGGAGUUGGAGGCUUUGGGGGAUCUGGACGAUGAUAUCUUUUUGGACGACCCGUUCUCGGAGCUCGAUGAUGAUGAUGAUGAUGAUGAUGAUGAGGGAGAGCUGUGCCGAGGCGGCUCCAGCGAAGGCCUGGAUCCCUUUUAUGACCGCUCUCCGUUAUUCAGUGUAGUGGGAAGAGCCUUUGUGUACCUGAGUAACCUGCUGUACCCUGUGCCCCUGGUCCAUCGUGUGGCCGUCAUCAGUGAGAAGGGAGAGGUCAAAGGAUUUCUCCGGGUGGCUGUACAGGCAAUCUCAGGUGUUUUGUGUUUCCCUCCAGCUGAUGAGGAGGCACCGGACUACGGCUCCGGUGUCCGUCAGUCUGGCACCGCCAAGAUCUCCUUCGAGGACCGGGAGUUUGAGAAGUUCCAGGCUGAGUCGUGCCCCACUGGUCUAUCCCAUAUCGGGGAGUCCCAGGAAGAGCUGCGUUUCGUGGAAGGGGAGGGACAGAACUCAGGGAUGGAACCCUCGGCCGAUGAGGUCAACAACAACAAUUGUGCGGCCAGUCCAGAUGAGUUGGAGAGCCCCCUGAAGACCAACCUGGAGGGAGGAGCUCUGGACGGAGCCCCGGAACAUCUGAGGAUAGGUAACAUUUUCACCUUCAGAGUGACGGUCCUCCAGGCCUCCAGCAUCUCAGCAGAGUACGCUGACAUCUUCUGCCAGUUCAAUUUCAUCCACUGUCACGAUGAGGCCUUUUCCACAGAGCCUCUGAAGAACACAGGGCGAGGCCCUCCUCUGGGCUUCUACCACGUACAGAACAUUGCUGUAGAGGUCACCAAAUCCUUUGUGGACUAUAUCAAGACCCAGCCUGUGGUGUUUGAGGUGUUUGGUCACUACCAGAAACAGCCCUUCCCUGCUCUGUGCAAGGACCUGAUUAGCAGCCCUUUGCGUCCCUGCAGAAGGCAGUUCCCCAAAGUCAUGCCCCUGUCCAAACCAGUCCCUGCCACCAAGCUGACUACCCUGAUGCGCCCUACAGCCGGGCCCUGCCACUGCAAGUAUGACCUCAUGGUGUUCUAUGAGAUCUGCGAACUGGAGGCCAGUGGAGACUACGUCCCAGCAGGAGUGGACCACAGAGGAGGCAUGCCUUGCCAUGGGACAUUUAUGCUGCACCAGGGUAUCCAGAGGCGCGUCACUGUGACCAUCGUUCAUGAGACAGGUGGAGACAUCAAGUGGAAGGAUGUCCGGGAACUGGUUGUGGGUCGUAUCCGCAACUCACCCGAGGGGGACGAUGCCAUCAUAGACCCCAACAUCCUGUCACUCAACAUCCUGUCGGCUGGGCAUGUCAAGCCCAUGCAGGAGGACAGACAGUUUCUUGAUUCAGACAUGCCUAGGACAUUCUAUCGCUUCGAGGCUGCCUGGGACAGCGCCAUGCAUAACUCCCUCCUCCUGAACCGGGUCACUCCUUACGGAGAAAAGAUCUACAUGACCUUGUCGGCCUACCUAGAGAUGGAGAACUGCACCCAGCCAUCAGUCAUAACCAAAGAUUUCUGCAUGGUGUUCUACUCUCGAGACGCUAAACUCCCGGCCUCCCGCUCCAUCCGAAACCUGUUUGGCACAGGAAGCCUGAGGGCAGUGGAGGGUAACCGGGUGACAGGUGUGUACGAGGUCAGCCUAUGUCACCUGGCCGAUCAUGGGAGUCCAGGUAUGCAGAGGAGACGUCGACGGGUGCUGGACACCUCGGUGGCGUACGUCCGCGGGGAGGAGAACCUGGCUGGGUGGAGGCCUCGCAGUGACAGCCUCAUCCUGGACCACCAGUGGGAGCUGGAGAAACUCAGCCUCCUGCAGGAGGUGGAGAAGACGAGACACCGCCUGCUCCUGAGGGAGAAGUUAGAGUCCACCCUGCUGCUGGGCCAGGAGGGGUUGUUGUCCUGUGUAGGUGAGGAGCAGAGUGAGUCCCCUCAACCCUCUGAGGGUCUCGGCCUCAGUCCCACCGUUGAUGCCCCCAAUGAGAGGCAGAGGGAGCUAGCCAUUAAGUGUCUUCGGCUGCUCUCCCACUCCUUCAACAGAGACUACAGCCACGUGUGUGUCAGCGCCAGUGAAAGCAAGCUGUCUGAGAUGUCAGUGACUCUGCUGAGGGAGUCGACCUCUGCCACGGCCCUCAACACCCUCACCCCCUCCUCGACAUGCCCCUCACUGGUGGAGGGAUGCUACCCCAAGUCCGAAGGGCUCAGAACACCCACGCCUCGUUCCCGCUGCGCCAGUCCCAACCCUGACUGCUCACAACGGGACAGUGAGGUCAAGUUGUCCCCUGGCCCCAGUGGGGUCGCAGCCCCGGAGGUUAAGCCCAGGGAACGCCGCUUCGUACCAGACAUCCAGGAGAUCCGGGUCAGCCCCAUCGUGUCAAAGAAGGGCUACCUGCAUUUCCUGGAGCCUCAUAGCAACGGCUGGGUGAAGCGCUAUGUAGUGGUGAGACGUCCGUACGUCUAUAUCUACAAUACAGAGAGAGACAGCGUGGAGAGAGCCAUCCUCAACCUCUCCUCUGCCCAUGUCGAGUACAGCGAGGACCAGCAGGCCAUGCUGAAGACACCAAACGCGUUUGCUGUGUGUACUGAGCACCGCGGGAUACUGCUCCAAGCCAGCAACGACAAGGAGAUGCACGACUGGCUCUAUGCAUUUAACCCUCUCCUGGCUGGAUCCAUCAGAUCCAAACUAUCCAGAAGAAGAGCUGGACAGAUGAGGAUGUGAAUCAACACGUCUCAUAGACAAGACAAUAGAACACCAAAAGACUAGCCUGUAUAUCGACUCCAGACGUAAUACUCCUUUCCCUCCUGUGCUGACCCCUUAACCCUCCUCCUCCUCUUCCUACACUAGUAACCGACUUGCUCCUCCUCCUCCUCCUCCUGCACACGCCCAGUUUAUCCCAAGCUGACCACCAGCGUAUCUAAGGCCCUGAGUCCUCCGUCAUCGUUGUGUGUCUGUCAGGCCUGUACCGCUGUCUGUCUGUGUUGGCCUUAUUGUCUGGUUUACCCCUCUCCAAGUCUGAGACCCAAAUACCACCCUAUUCCCUAUGCAGUGCUUUGCUUUUGACCAGGGCCUAUAGUGCUGGUCAUAGCUACUGUAAGAAGGGCUUAUAGGGCUGGUCAUAGCUACUGUAAGAAGGGCUUAUAGGGCUGGUCAUAGCUACUGUAAGAAGGGCCUAUAGGGCUGGUCAUAGCUACUGUAAGAAGAGCCUAUAGGGCUGGUCAUAGCUACUGUAAGAAGGGCCUAUAGGGCUGGUCAUAACUACUGUAAGAAGGGCCUAUAGGGCUGGUCAUAGCUACUGUAAGAAGGGCUUAUAGGGCUGGUCAUAUCUACUCUAAGAAGGGAUUAUAGGGCUGGUCAUAUCUACUGUAAGAAGGGCCUAUAGGGCUGGUCAUAUCUAAUGUAAGAAGGGCCUAUAGGGCUGGUCAUAUCUACUGUAAGAAGGGCCUAUAGGGCUCUGGUCAAAAGUAGUGCACUACAUAGGGAAUAGGGUACAGGCUCUGGUCUAAAGUAGCCCAAACCUCCUUACUUUAGCAGAAUGUUCCGAGCCGAGGGAACGGAGGAAGAGAGACUGGGAGAGGGGUAGUUACCUUAUUUUAUAGACUUGCAUUAUGAUGUACUGUAUGGUAGUUGUCAGCAACACAUUGACCUUAUUCAAUAACACAUUUAUUCCUUCAGGAAAAUAAAAAAUAAAAAAAGAGAAUGUCCGCAGCGUUGACAGUAAAUCGCUCCAUUUUAAAGUUGUCCUGACAGUGGGCUUCUGUUCACAUUACUACUUAAAUAAAAGGUUCAAUAAAAAAAAUAAAAAAUACUAACAAUUACUACAUUAUUGUACCUCGGGUUUACCUUACAGAACAAAACAGAGAAGGAAGUACUGGUCUUAUUGUUACUCGAUACAAUGUUGAAACAAGCAGGUUAGUAUUCAAAGCAAACACAUUUUCACCAAAUUAGGGUUUCCUGCAACAACAACAAAAAUAAAAUUAAAAUAAGAUUGAAAAACGACAGUUGACAGUGGUUGGCUGUAGUACCUGUUCUGUCCCGUAGGAGAGAAAAACGACAGUUGACAGUGGUUGGCUGUAGUACCUGUUCUGUCCCGUAGGAGAGAAAAACGACAGUUGACAGUGGUUGGCUGUAGUACCUGUUCUGUCCCGUAGGAGUGAAAAACGACAGUUGACCGUGGUUGGCUGUAGUACCUGUUCUGUCCCUUAGGAGAGAAAAACGACAGUUGGCUGUAGUACCUGUUCUGUCCCUUAGGAGAGAAAAACGACAGUUGACCGUGGUACCUGUUCUGUCCCGUAGGAGUGAAAAACGACAGUUGACCGUAGUACCUGUUCUGUCCCGUAGGAGUGAAAAACGACAGUUGACAGUGGUUGGCUGUAGUACCUGUUCUGUCCCGUAGGAGAGAAAAACGACAGUUGGCUGUAGUACCUGUUCUGUCCCGUAGGAGUGAAAAACGACAAUUGACCGUGGUUGGCUGUAGUACCUGUUCUGUCCCGUAGGAGUGAAAAACGACAGUUGGCCGUAGUACCUGUUCUGUCCCGUAGGAGUGAAAAACGACAGUUGACCGUAGUACCUGUUCUGUCCCGUAGGAGUGAAAAACGACAGUUGACCGUGGUACCUGUUCUGUCCCGUAGGAGUGAAAAACGACAGUUGACAGUGGUUGGCUGUAGUACCUGUUCUGUCCCGUAGGAGUGAAAAACGACAGUUGACAGUGGUUGGCUGUAGUACCUGUUCUGUCCCGUAGGAGUGAAAAACGACAGUUGACCGUGGUUGGCUGUAGUACCUGUUCUGUCCCUUAGGAG
Oncorhynchus gorbuscha (pink salmon) is the source of this 7943-nucleotide messenger RNA. RefSeq names its product kinesin-like protein KIF1A. Lineage: Eukaryota; Metazoa; Chordata; Actinopteri; Salmoniformes; Salmonidae. The transcript is spliced from 48 exons. Gene Ontology annotation, biological process: microtubule-based movement. Bases 454 to 5865 code for a protein of 1803 amino acids. The record is from RefSeq and is a predicted model, not a curated record. Gene Ontology annotation, molecular function: ATP binding; microtubule motor activity; microtubule binding.